CGUGGACACAUGUGGAUGCAUUCAAACGUUGAAGAGUUGGUCUCUCCAUAUUGGCAUCCUUGAUUAAAAUCAUCUUAAAGACUUGAAAGUUGUGUAAGUACAUUUCUUUCGGCCCUAUCUUGCAAGAGAUGUUACAUUGAUUAGCUGUCUCCGUACAUUGUACCUUUGGCCAACAUGGCGGCAUCGUUGGGUCGAGUUUGUAAAUCUGGUCUUUUACGAACAAAUUAUGGCACAUUAUUCAGUCAGCAAACACAUAAUUUUUCAACAGCAAACCAAUGGUCUAAGGGUACGAAAGCGUUACUAACAUGUUUAGGAGUAACAACAGGGGGAAUUACUGCAUUAAUUUAUGCAUUGGAGAAAUCUGUGCAAGCCUCCUCGGGUGCUCAUGUCCCAACUUAUAAAUGGGACUUUUAUGGGAUUUUCAAUUCAUUGGAUCACGCAAGUAUGCGACGAGGAUGGGAGGUGUACAAAAAUGUCUGUUCAGCAUGUCACAGUUUACAGUAUGUAACUUAUCGUGAACUUGUUGGUGUUACACACACAGAAGCAGAAGCCAAAGCUCUUGCAGAAGAAAUUGAGGUAGAAGAUGGUCCUGAUAGUACAGGAGCUAUGUUCAAGCGCCCUGGUAAAUUAUCUGAUCAUGUACCAUCACCAUAUCCAAAUGAAGAAGCUGCUAGAGCAGCAAAUAAUGGUGCCUAUCCACCAGAUUUAAGUUACAUUAUCAAUGCAAGGCCUAAUGGAGAGAAUUAUGUAUUCUCUUUGUUAACUGGCUAUUGUGAUCCACCAGCUGGUAUAUCUUUAAGAGAUGGUCAGUAUUUUAACCCAUAUUUCCCAGGAGGAGCUCUUGGUAUGGCACAGGUUGUCUUCGAUGAAGUCUUGGAGUUUGGUGAUGGUACACCACCAACGGCUUCUCAAGUAGCAAAAGAUAUUACCACAUUCCUUAUGUGGACAUCAAACCCAGAGUAUGACGAUAGAAUGUUAAUGUUCAUGAGGGGGUUAAUUAUACUUACAGCAUUGUCAGCCAUAACAUUCUACAUGAAGAGACACAAGUGGACAACAGUAAAAUCUACUAAAAUACUUUUCACUCCUACAACAAAAAAAUAAAAGAACCUCUGAGUAUAAAUUACUUCAGAGGCUAGCUCAAAGAAAUUGAUUUGACGAUGUUAGAAUUCUAUAUUGGAAGGUAGUUUUAUAAUUUAU
Molecule: messenger RNA, 1197 nt
Organism: Nomia melanderi (Alkali bee)
Lineage: Eukaryota; Metazoa; Arthropoda; Insecta; Hymenoptera; Halictidae
Gene: Cyt-c1
Product: Cytochrome c1
Biological process (GO): mitochondrial electron transport, ubiquinol to cytochrome c
Cellular component (GO): respiratory chain complex III
Molecular function (GO): heme binding; electron transfer activity
Source: RefSeq, a predicted model, not a curated record